Molecule: messenger RNA, 13748 nt
Organism: Anguilla anguilla (European eel)
Lineage: Eukaryota; Metazoa; Chordata; Actinopteri; Anguilliformes; Anguillidae
Gene: mast4
Product: microtubule associated serine/threonine kinase family member 4
Exons: 25
Coding region: 1618-10197 (2859 amino acids)
Biological process (GO): peptidyl-serine phosphorylation; intracellular signal transduction
Molecular function (GO): protein binding; magnesium ion binding; protein serine/threonine kinase activity
Source: RefSeq, a predicted model, not a curated record
GUUCGCGAAGUUUCGCCGUGGGUCAGGGGACGGUUUUGUGCUUGUUGUUUUGUGUGUGCGUGCUGGUGUGCCUGCCUGAAAACGUCUACAUAUGUCUGUCAGUGACAUAUUGAGUGUUGUAUGGUACUUGCGUGCAGAGAGAGGAUUGGUAAGUCUGCAUCCACUUCACUGAAUGGAUUCCAUUGUUCAUUGUAAAUGAAGAAGCCGUUUGGUAACCCAAUGGCUGAAACAGAAUCUGUGUCUGACUCAUUAGUGGCCCGCUAGAUCCUCCUCUGGCUCCUUUUCUAGACAUUUCACCUCAGAAGAACCACAGCAGUUUUGACAAGGUUGUGUUUAGUGCAAGGAUGCAGUACAUUACUAUAAGUUAUGUUCAUGACCUGUCAUGAACUGUUUUUUUCAGGUCUCAAUUAAAGUAAAUAUGCUUUCAAAGCUAAAUGGCUCUUAAUCUCAUAAAGAUUUUAACAGGCUUUUAGUGCCUAGUCUUAACAAAGCACUUUUCCUUUAUUCAUUUAUUUAUCUGAUGUCACCUGAAUAAAAGCUUUUUCAGAUUUGUUUUCUGUAGAUGAAUAACCAAUGAUGAUGAGAAAUAUUAGCACUGAAAUUAGCCAUAAAUGAAAGUUAUGCAAUAGUUUCAGCACAGAACUCACCUUUUGAACUCAGAACAAAUGGCCUGUUUAAUUCUUGUGAUUUAAAAAUUCUAAUUUAAAUCCAGCAAUGACAAGGCCUUAUACUCAUCAAUAUCUACUUAUAGUUGUACAUAUGAAAACAUCAAUGUUAUAGCUUUUAUUCUCAAUAGUAAACAUAAAUUUCGGAUUUUAUAUCAUGCCAGUAUUUCUUUCCUUGGGCACAGUGGUCACAGGUUGCAUGUGCAAUUGUAAAUGGUUCCAAACUAAAAUGAGAUUAGAUGUCAAUUUCUGAAAAAUAAUCAGCUAAUAAACAUACGUACAACCUCUGGAUUCAUGACGUCACUGUAUAUACUUCUUUGGAGUUACUUGAAGUGUAUUUUCUUGCUUAUAGCCAAAAACAUGCUAAAGCCCCCAAUUCAAGCCAUUAUUAAACUGGCAGUUCAUCAGAAAAUUCUGUAAGUAUCUAAAAGAGCCUUGACUGGACACAAAAACAGGUUGGGCCAAUCAAAAACAUACAUUAAAACUGAAAUUACAUAAAAUUAACUCCAGAAAGUGAACCUGAAUUAUGUGAAAAGAGUUUUAUAGUGAAGUCCCCAAUCCCCCAAAGGCACCCACCAUUGCCAUACCAUUAGGGUACAGGUUUUCUGGAUUGUCAUACUAUCUACGAAAAAUUAAAGUGUCUUGCCAUUUGCUGCAAGGCUGUGCCAAUGAUGCAGUGUCGCGCUCAGCAAUUGUGUUCUGCACAGGAGGAGUUUGAGCCUGCAGGAAGCCAGGCCUUCAUAGAACAGGGAGGGGUCGACCUCACUUACAAAGAGAGUUCCUUCCUGCUCCUGUGAAACGGACAGAGAGGGCUGCCGUUCAGUGGUCCCAUUGUGUCCAUGUACCCGAGUGCGUGUGGACCUGCUGAUCAGCUGAUAACUUAAGGUGUAUUCUGAAAAAUUAAGAAUCAUGAGGUAAAUGGUACAUGAAGCUGGAGUGAGACAGUACUGCCAUGGGAUUAGGAACGAGUCCUCAAGACAGUCCAAGAAAUUUCUCUCCGAGUGCCUCUGCCCAUUUCUCCUUUGCCCGAAGGACUGAUGGGCGACGCUGGUCUCUGGCCUCUCUACCCUCCUCGGGCUAUGGGACCAACACACCCAGCUCCACUGUCUCUUCGUCCUGUUCAUCACAGGAGAAGCUGCACCAGCUGCCGUACCAGCCCACUGCUGACGAGCUGCACUUCCUGUCCAAACACUUCUGCACUGAGAGCAUCGCCGGGGAAGACAGGAGGAGGGCCACGCCCAUGCGCCCUCGCUCCCGCAGUCUUAGUCCUGGAAGGUCUCCGUCGUGCUGCGAUAAUGAGAUUAUUAUGAUGAAUCAUGUCUACAAAGAGAGAUUUCCGAAGGCCACGGCUCAGAUGGAGGAGAGGAUCCAGGAGAUCAUCCGCACGCAUGCCCCGGACAGCGUGCUCCCGCUGGCCGACGGGGUGCUCAGCUUCGCCCAUCACCAGAUCAUCGAGCUGGCCCGGGACUGCCUGGAGAAGUCCCGCCACGGCCUCAUCACCUCCCGCUACUUCUGCGAGCUCACCGACAAGCUGGAGCGGCUCUACCAGGAGUCCACCGAGCGGUCAGAGAGUGCGGAGGUGACCUUCAUCAAGGAGCUGGUGAAGAAGAUCCUCAUCGUCAUCGCCAGGCCCGCACGGCUCCUCGAGUGCCUGGAGUUUGAUCCUGAGGAGUUCUAUCACCUCCUGGAGGCAGCGGAGGGUCACGCCAAGGAGGGGCAGGGCAUCAAGACGGACAUCCCGCGUUACAUCAUCAGCCAGCUGGGACUGACCAGAGACCCUCUGGAAGAAAUAGCACAGCUGGCCAGCUAUGACAGUGGGAUAGCAGAAACUCCGGAGACGGACGACUCUUCACAGAGUCUCAGCGCCGCCCUGCGAUCCCGACGCAAGCCCUGCGAAUCAGACUUUGAGAUGAUGAAACUGAUCAGCAAUGGCGCUUAUGGGGCGGUAUACCUGGUGCGGCACAAGGAGACCAAGCAGCGCUUCGCCAUGAAGAAGAUCAACAAGCAGAACCUGAUCCUGAGGAACCAGAUCCAGCAGGCCUUCGUGGAGCGCGACAUCCUCACCUUCGCCGAGAACCCCUUCGUGGUCAGCAUGUACUGCUCCUUCGAGACCCGCAGGCACCUCUGCAUGGUGAUGGAGUAUGUGGAAGGCGGGGACUGUGCCACCCUGCUGAAGAACAUGGGGCCUCUGCCGGUUGACAUGGCCAGGAUGUAUUUCGCUGAGACCGUCUUGGCUCUGGAAUACCUCCAUAAUUACGGGAUUGUCCACCGGGACCUGAAACCAGACAAUUUGCUGGUCACCUCAAUGGGGCACAUCAAGCUGACAGAUUUCGGACUGUCCAAAGUGGGCCUGAUGAACAUGACCACUAACCUUUAUGAGGGGCACAUCGAGAAAGAUGCCAGGGAGUUUUUAGACAAGCAGGUGUGUGGGACCCCUGAGUACAUCGCCCCCGAGGUGAUCCUGCGGCAGGGCUACGGCAAGCCGGUGGACUGGUGGGCCAUGGGCAUCAUCCUGUACGAGUUCCUGGUGGGCUGCGUGCCCUUCUUCGGAGACACGCCCGAGGAGCUGUUUGGGCAGGUCAUCAGCGAUGAGAUCAAUUGGCCAGAGGGAGAAGACGCCCCGCCCUCUGACUCCCAGGACCUCAUCACCCUGCUGCUGCGACAGAACCCUCUGGAGAGAAUGGGCACAGGUGGGGCCUACGAAGUGAAGCACCACCAGUUCUUCCACAACCUGGACUGGAACAGCUUGCUGCGGCAGAAGGCCGAGUUCAUCCCCCAGCUGGAGUCGGAGGACGACACCAGCUACUUCGACACUCGAUCUGAGCGGUAUCACCACCUGGAGACGGAGGAGGAGGACACCAACGACGAAGACUUCAACGCUGAGCUGCGCCAGUUCUCCUCGUGCUCUCACAGGUUCUCCAAAGUGUACAGCAGCCUGGACCUGUCCCGUGGGCAACUGGAGGAGAAGGGCGAGCAGGAGGAAAAGAGCAAGAGUGGCAGCCCACUCACGGUGGACUCCCUCAGCUGGACCCCAGAGUUCACCGAAAUGCCCUCCCUGUCCCACUCGUCGGAGGUGGAGAGCGCCAGUCUGAGCCGACGCUCCGGGCUGCUCCCAAAAUUCGCCAUCUCGGCUGAAGUGGAGGAGGUGGACGGGUCACUGGGCGGGGUGGACUCUGGCAAAGUGGCCUUCACCAUUGGGGAGACGCCUCAGGACGAGCCCGAGGCCACCACGCCCGGCAGCACCCUGAGCGGCUCCACGCUCUCGGUAGGCAGUUUCUCGGAGCACCUGGACCAGCUGCACUCGAGGGGCGAGGGCGUGGAAAGCCCCGACGCCUCCUCCAAGACGUCGGGGGACCUGGGGGCCCUCACCGCCGGCGCCCGAUCCGACGGGGCUGACAAGCAGAGGAUCACCAGCAAAGUGCCCAAAUCCGUGUCGGCCAGCGCCCUCUCCCUCAUGAUCCCGGGAGAUGUGUUUGGGGUGUCCCCUCUGGGCAGCCCAAUGUCCCCCUAUUCUUUGUCCUCGGACCCCUCCUCCAGAGACUCCUCGCCCAGCCGAGACUCCUCCCUGUGCGCGGUCAGCCCCCGGCAGCCCGUCAUCAUCCACAGCUCAGGGAAGAAGUUUGGCUUCACGCUGCGGGCCAUCAGGGUGUAUGCUUGCGACAGCGAUGUCUACACCGUCUACCACAUGGUCUGGAAUGUGGAGGAGGGCGGGCCUGCGCACACAGCUGGGCUGAAGGCUGGCGACCUCAUCACGCACGUUAACGGGGAGCCGGUGCACGGGCUGGUGCACACUGAGGUGGUGGAGCUGCUGCUGAAGAGCGGCAGCAAGGUGGCCAUCUCCACCACACCCUUUGAGAACACCUCCAUUAAAACUGGGCCAGCCCGAAGGAACAGCUACAGGAGCAAAAUGGUGCGAAGGACAAAGAAACCCAAGAAGGAGAAGACCCAGGAAAGGCGAAGGUCACUAUUUCGACGUUUCGCCAUGCAGCCCUCUCCUCUGCUCCACACCAGUCGCAGUUUCUCCUCCCUCAACCGCUCCCUGUCAUCGGGGGAGUCACUCCCAGGGUCGCCCACCCAUAGUCUGUCCCCACGCUCUCCCACCGCUGCCUUCCGUUCCACCCCCGACUUCAACCAAUCAGGUGGGACCUCUUCUCAAAGCAGCUCUCCUAGCUCCAGUGCUCCGAAUUCCCCUGCUGGCUCAGGCCACAUCCGUCCCAGCACCCUCCACGGCCUGGGCCCUAAGCUCACGGGACAGAGGCUGAGACAGGGGCGCCGUAAAUCAGCAGGAAGUAUCCCGCUGUCCCCACUGGCUCGCACACCCUCCCCGACCCCCCAGCCCACCUCUCCACAGCGCUCACCCUCCCCGCUCUUGAGCCACAAUGUGGGCAGCUCUAAAACCACCCAGGCCUUCCCAGCCAAAAUGCACUCUCCACCCACCAUUGUGAGGCACAUGGUACGACCCAAGAGCGCCGAGCCACCCCGCUCGCCCCUCCUCAAGAGGGUUCAGUCCGAGGAGAAGCUCUCACCCUCCUACCCGGGGGACAAGAAGCACCUGUGUGCCCGCAAGCACAGCCUGGAGGUGACACAAGAGGAGGCCCAGGGAGCGCCCACCCCCAAGGACCACGCCCUGCAGAGUGUGGAGGAGACGUCCUGCGAUGCCCCUACCACCACCCGGGUGCGCCCAGCGGAACAGGGCUGCCUUAAGCGGCCUGUCACCCGGAAGAUCGGUCGGCAGGAGUCCAUCGAUGAACUGGACAAAGAGAAGCUGAAGGCCAAGGUGGUGGUGAAGAAACAGGACUGGACGGAAAGGCGAGAGCCCCUCCAGAAACUGGAGGCCCUUCAGGAGCCUGGGAGCCCUGAAGCAGGCCCCUUAGAUGGAAAGUCUGGCAGCUCCACACUGAAGGAUGCCCUGUACAAGAAGCUGAACACCCGGGCAUGCGAGGGCAUCUUGGAGCCGCCGUGCAGGGGUGGUGACUCUGGGUCCAUGGUAAACGAGGGAGUCAAGACACCGUCCAGUUCAGGCCUGCUGGAUUGGGGCCCACAGAAGGGGGAUAGGCCGCUGCCCAGGCAGGGGAAGGAGGCAGGCAAGCCCGAGAGGAUAGAUUUCAAGGCCUCCAAUGUGGAGUUUGCCAGGAAGAGGCAGUCUUUUGAGGAGCGGGAGGACUGCAUGUGCAGGAUCUCCCCUACCAUCCAUGAGGGCCUCCACCUCAGUGCAACAAGGUCUAAGAGCCUUCAGCUGGACUCUGCUCUAGUCAUGGACCAUGUAAAGGGGACAAUGGGUGGAGUCCACACCCCACCUGUCAUUAGCACGGAGGCUCUGGCCCCCAAGCUGCUCAGCAGCAGAGGGGAGAGCGCUGUAGAGAAGCUCCAGAUGAUCUCCUCCAGCGAGGGGCCAAUCAGAAAGACCUCCUCAGAGUACAAGCUGGAGGGGCGGCUCGUCUCCUCCCUGAAACCCCUGGAGGGCACCCUGGAUAUUGGCAUGCUGUCUGGGCCAAGGACCUCCAAAACUGACACGUGCUUGUCCAAGAUGAUCAUUAGCCACCCCGACCAGGGCUUGGGAGCUCAGGGGCGCCAACAAAGCCAAACCGAAAAGCAGUUGCCAGUCCAGCAGCCGAAGGGUACCUCUGUAGGGAGCCAUGGACCACUCAGCUGUAGGAGCCCAAUCAAAGAGGAGCCCACCACUGGAAAAGAUAGUCCCACACUCACAAGCAAUCAGUGCAGUAGCAGUGCUGACAAAGGCCUCUUUAGAAUGGAUCUCUCUGGUGAAGCAACAAAGGGCCUGGCUAAGUUGGACACUGUAGACGUGUGUGGGAAGGUUGAGUCCAGGCCUGGCGCGAAAGCCAGCUUGAGCCUAGUGCACGAUCUGAGAGCCUCUCGCCCAAGUAUCCACUCCUCCUGCGGCAGAACCCCGUCCAUCCGAGAGGCCAGCAAUGAGGACCAGGAGGACGAACCAGAACAGCCUCAGGAAAUGGCUCCUCCACCUAAACCUGACAAUGUGGGUGAGGUCUCCAGCCAGCCCUCCGCACCUAAGAGAACAGAGCUGGGAAGCCCUAAUGUGACACUGCCUGUGCAACAGACAACCCCUGAGGUCCAGUGUGGGGGUCAAAAUGCGGUUCCCCAGCCAUCAGAAAUGGUCAAGGAAAGUGCUGGCUCACAAUCGGAGCCAAGCUCCAGGAAACAGGGUACACUCACGUCUUCUACGCUACAUGGCAGUGUUGACGUAGAGCAGGGACUCCCUUCAAAACAUACAGCCGACCAACCAAAACAAAAACUGGGAAGCAGCACCACUGACGCUAAACCGAACACGCUGCAAAAUCCAUCGUCAAAUGUCCUGGCUUCCAGCUCAACAGACACUCCACAAACGCAGGGUGCGAAUGUGAUGGCUGCAAAUGUGGCUGUUGUGAAAGCGGACAGCAGCCUUGCUGGGGUGCCUGAUGGGAAGAAGUUCAGCACCUCCAAAAGCCCUGGAGACAAGGUGGAGACAGCCAGAGAGUCAUGUGCAAAGGGGGAGACAAAAGGCGAUAAGUCAGAGGAGAGCACUGUGCCAGCUAAGACAGAGGGACUGUUUAGGUGUGAUAAAAAGGCCAGUAAUCAGGCAGCCUCCAGUAAUGUGUCGAAGCAGAAUGCUGGUCCCACAUCACCAAAGAUAAAGGGCGUCUGCCCCACAGCUUCGGAAACUGAGCAGGAGCUGCUGAAAAAUAGGCCUGUGGAAACAAUUCAGACCAAGCAAUCCAACAAAAUGGUCACUCCCAAUAAUGAAAACCAAAACCAGAAAAAGUUAACACCAGACUCAAAAACAAGUUUGCCUUCCAAUCCAGUGCAAGCUGUCAAACUGUCACAAUCAAGUAUAGAGACUAUAAAUCAGCCACGGUCUGGCAUGAAGGAGUCUUUACCGACUGCAGAGCUAGUAAAGCAGGUACAGCCUGGUAUUAAAGAGUUCUCAAGUUCUGCACAGACAGUCAAACAAGUGCAGUCUGAUGUUAAAGAGACCUCAAGCCCUGUGCAGACAGUCAAGCAGGUACAACCUGCGAGUAAAGAGUCCUCAAGCCCUGUGCAGACAGUCAAGCAGGUACAACCUGCGAGUAAAGAGUCCUCAAGCCCUGUGCAGACAGUCAAGCAGGUACAACCUGUGAGUAAAGAGUCCUCAAGCCCUGUACAGACAGUUAAACUGGUGCAGUCUGGCAUUAAAGAGACCUCAAGCCCUGUACAGACAGUCAAGCAGGUACAAUCUGCUAGUAAAGAGUCCUCAAGUCCUACACAGACAGUUAAACAGGUGCUGUCUGGCAUUAAAGAGUCUUCAAGUCCUGCACAGACAGUUGAGCAGGUGCAGUCUAGCAUUAAAGAGUCCUCAAGCCCUGUACAGACAAUAAAACAGUCACAGUCUUUCAGUAAAGAGACCUCAAGCCCUGUACAGACGGUCAAGCAGGUACAACCUGCUAUUAAACAGGUGCUGUCUGGCAUUAAAGAGUCUUCAAGUCCUGCACAGACAGUCAAGCAGGUGCAGUCUGGCAUUAAAGAGUCCUCAAGCCCUGUACAGACAAUAAAACAGUCACAGUCUUUCAGUAAAGAGACCUCAAGCCCUGUACAGACAGUCAAGCAGGUACAACCUGCUAUUAAACAGGUGCUGUCUGGCAUUAAAGAGUCUUCAAGUCCUGCACAGACAGUCAAGCAGGUGCAGUCUGGCAUUAAAGAGUCCUCAAGCCCUGUACAGACAAUAAAACAGUCACAGUCUUUCAGUAAAGAGACCUCAAGCCCUGUACAGACAGUCAAGCAGGUACAACCUGCUAUUAAACAGGUGCUGUCUGGCAUUAAAGAGUCUUCAAGCCCUGUACAGGCAGUCAAGCAGGUGCAGUCUGGCAUUAAAGAGUCCUCAAGCCCUGUACAGACAAUGAAACUGGUACAGCCUGACAUUAAAGAGUCUUCGUGCUCUGUUCAGAUGAUCAAGCCAGUACAAUCUGACAUUAAAGAGUCAUCAAGCCCUGAACAGACAGUCAAACAGGUACAGCCUGUUGUUAAAGAGUCUUCAAGACCUUUACAGACCAUCAAGCCGAUACAGUCUGGCGUUAAAGAGUUAUCAAGCCCUGAACAGACAAUGAAACAAUCACAAUCUUUAAGUAGAGAGUUCUCAAGCCCUGUACAGACAGCCAAACAGGUACAGCCUGCCAUUAAAGAGGCCUCAAGCCCUGUUCAGACAGUCAAGCAAGUACAGUCUGAUAUUAAAGAGUGCUCAAGUGCUACAUUGACUGUCGAACAGAUACAGUCUGGUAUGAAAGAGUCCUCAAGCCCUUUACAGACAAUUAAUCUGUCACAAUCUUUCAGUAAAGAGUCCUCAAGCCCUGUACUGACACUGAAACAGGUACAGCCUGGCAUUAAAGAGUCUUCAAGACCUUUACAGACCAUCAAGCCAGUGCAGUCUGGCGUUAAAGAGUUCUCAAGCCCUGCACAGACAAUAAAACAAUCACAAUCUUUAAGUAAAGAGACCUCAAGCCCUGUACAGACACUGAAACAGAUACAGCCUGGCAUUAAAGAGUCUUCAAGCCCUGUACAGAUAGUCAAACAGGUACAGUCUGACAUUAAAGAGUCCUCAAACCCCAUGCAAACAGGAAAGCAGUCACAGUGUGGCAUGAAAGAUUCCGGAAGCUCCACACAGAACGUAAAACUGCCGCAGUCUGGCACGAAGCAAUCUUUAACUCCUGCAGAAAUGGUAAAACAGACACAGUCUUGUAUUAAAGAAUCCCCGAGUUCUGUACAGACAGUCAAGCAGAUACAGCCUGGUAUUAAAGAGUCCUCAAGUACUACACAGAUAAAGCAGUCUGGCUUGAUUUCAGGAAAACAAGCCCCUCUGUCCCAAGUAAAUCCCAAAAUCAAGCCUAGAGGAGAAACAUCUCCUGUUUCACACCCUGCUUGUAAAGCAGAAGAGGACUCUGGGAGAGGCAGGGCUAAAGUUCUGGAGCAGCCAAUAGUUAAAGAUGGCCUCAGUGCAAGACAAAAAGAGCCAACAUCCCAACACACCUCAGGCAGGCAGCAGACUCCCAGGGAGCAGGCGAAACCCAGCAGCAGUCAGACUGCGCCUCCCAGUGGUGCUUCACCGCCAAUGCAACCAGCACCAGCAGAGAGGAGAAAAGAAGCACACAAGCACAAUGAAGCACUUUCAGGCAGGCUCCACGUCGAUGCGGCAGAAGAGGGCGUUUCGCAUGCAGCCAAGGAGUGCCGCUCAAGGCAGCAGGCUGAAGGCCCCGGAGCGGAUUCUUAUAAGCAGACGGGGUUCGGAGGCGCAGCCCGAACUGAACUGAAACCAAGCGUGGGUGAAGCAAAGGCUGGGACCUCCGAGAAGCUGGUGUCUGGCGGCAAGAAAGAGCAGGGCGAAAAGAAAAGGAAAGAAUGUGAGCAGACAAAUUCCCUGACAAAGAACACUCGCAAAGACGCUUCAAAAACAGCCUCGGCAAAUGACACCACUGCUUUGGAAAAAGACUUUGUCCGUAGCAAACCAGCCAAGGAAUUGGCACGUGGCUCCACACUCAAAAAAACGUAAGAGGUACCUGAGCAGUAGCUGCCAGUUGUAUCGCACUGUGCUGUGUCUGAAAGAAGGCGGCCAUUUUCUUUUUUGGUUGUUUUUGGUGUGCAGUAUCAUUUUUGAGUUCUUUUGGAAAAAUCAUGUCUUUGUCGUUUCACAUGCCUUCUAUUUUUGAGAACCGGUGAAGCUGUUACCACAGUGUUUGUACAGCAUGAGAAAAGGUAUGUUUGUGUGUGUGUGUUUGUGUGUGAGAGAGCAGCUGUAUGGUAAAAGAGACUGCUUUAUAAAUAUCUGUCAAUAAGAAUUAUCAAAUCUAAGACUGAAUGUAGACAUAAUUUGCUGCUGAUUUGAAUCUUUCACCAAAAUGUUUUAUUUAUGAUGUUUCGACUAUAUUCCUGUCACAGUUCUUUUUUUGACAAGUGUCAAAUCAGCAUUUUGGGAUGAAGGGUUAUAUUUUUAUUGACAGCAGAAGUUUGUGCAAUCAUUGUGAUAUCGUAGCGGCAUUUUGGAGAGGCCAUUUUAAAGGGUCAGUAGAUGAGUGUCAAUUUGGGUUUGUUUGGAAUUGCCCUCAGCACCAAACUAUAAAGCCAUCAGAAAUUGAAAAAACAGAAACGAAUGAAAAAACAGAAUGGUAUUCAUCGGCAGUCUUGGGAUUGACCAUGUGCGUACAGUUGUAAGCAAAUAAGUACAUUUCACCCUUGGAAUGGAAAGGUAGUCUAGCAUGUAAAUCAAAAGCGCUUAGCAUGUCAUUGAAUCAACCAUUUGAAGAGAACAUCAUCUUAGUGCUGAACACGCGCUAAGGACACUUCAUGCAGAUUACAGAAAAUGAAUGUCACCAAAAUGUUUAUUUUAUUAUUUGUUAGUGUUGUUUUUGUUUUUGGAUAGAGAGGGAGUGUGUUUUUGUUUUGGGUAGUGGUGCACAGAUGGAAUGCACUGAGUGCUGUGCUUCUCACCUAGAACUAUUUAAUAUGGAAUCAUCUUAUGGUUCUGGAAUUUCAUUGAGUCAUAUCUAGUGGAAGGGGCCUUACUGUUUGUGGGAAUUAUACUUGCUGUUUUUAGCAGGUUUUGGUGAAAUUCACAUUCCUUUCACAUACAUCUCUUUACAUUUCUAAAAAUUUCAUUUUUAUGCAAACUACUGUAAAUAUGAUCAAACUAACUGUACAAAGGGGAUUAAUGGGCUUAAUCGUGAGUAUUGUUUGUUUUAUAUGUAUAUAUUUUGUUAGGUUGUAUGUUUGUAUACUCCAGAAUCUGUAACUAGUUAGGAGUCAUUUCCUCUGCUUGGCAGUGAGCUAAUGUAAUGUCUGUACAUGUUAAAAAAAAGGCAUAGGGCAAGACAAGUAUCAUUUCUCUCAAGCUCAGUCUUUUUAACAAUUUAUAAUAUGUUGUGUUUUUACUUGAACUAAUGCAAGCUAGUGCACACAAACUUAGAUCAAAAGGGAAAACCUUCUUUAAAAAUGUCGCUUUGGAACAUAAGUCUGAGGGUAAAUGCUUGCCAGGAUGGUCUGAUGCUUGGCUAUUCAUCCGUACAUUGGGAUGCCCCUAUUGCGGCCAUUGCCAGUUUAGCUGUGACGUUCAAAUUCCCAGUGAGAAAUUCUUGUUCCUUGUGACAGUGUGGGCAGAAACAGACUUUAUCAAUGGGAAAGGACUGCAAAAUAAAGUUCCAUAAGCUACAUGUUGGCAAAGGUUCAUAGGAGGCUCUUUUUAAAUCAGUCUAUUUUGGGGGGAAUGUUUCUCCCCUAUUUAAAAAUGUGUUUGUUUAGAUAUACAAAAUAGGAAAACACAUUUCUGUUCAUGGAUGCAAAGUUUAAAAAAAGGCUCAUUUAAAAUUCAGGAAUAACCUUCUAUCAAUAUAGAUUCAACAGUGUUUUCAUCAUGUAGAAUUUACUGUCUUAUCUCAAGUGAUUCCAUACAUGACAUGCAGUACUUAAAAAUACAAAAACAAAUGUAGUAAGAUGAAAAGAGAAAAACUGAUAAUCGUCGUAUCUGGACAGUGCAGACUCAUUUUAUUUACACAAGUAUUUAAAGUUUAAAAAGAAUAUGCAUGUUUAAUGUAAAACACUUCCUGCUGUAAACCUGCAGUGUUAGUCAGAUUCACUUUCUGGACGUACAAUACAAAACUUAUUUUGUUUGGACAUUGCGACUGAAAAUGCUGCCAUAUUUUAUCCCAAUCACAUUUAAGAAAGGGUACUGAGUACAUGCAUAGGGCCAUACAAAUGCUGUUUCCACAUUUUUAGAAUUGCCAGCAUGAUCAGAUGUGGUAGGAUAUGUCAUUUAAACAAACGUGAAAGGAUGCAAAUGUGAAUCUCUAAUUUGAUGGGCUUGUCAAACAACUAUCUUCCAUCUUCUUUUCAAUUCUGUCUCUUGAAAACAUCUGUGAUAAAGAUGCGCCCAUUCUUAAUCCAUUCUUCUUUGGCCUUUCUUAACCAAUGGCAUCACUAACAUCUUUUCAAACACUGUGUUUUUGUGAGAUUCUACUGCCAGGUUUCAGCAGGCAGUGUCAAACCUCUAUACACUGCAUACCCCUAAUUUGAGAAACUGAUACUUAAAUUAUACUUACACUGUUGAUACAUGUAAUGUUGACUAUGCUGAAUCUUAUAGAUACUGCAUCUAAAAAAAUACUUUAUAAAUGUAUGCCUAUAAUUGGGAUAAAAUCUGUAGAAAUAGGAAAUAGAAUAUGUUAGGAAUUAACUACAUUAGUGAAAUAAUGCUCAGACACUGAAGUGUUUAAAAAAAAAAAAUUAAAAUGCAUUUUUACUAAUUAUUUCAUAUUAUUACCAUCAUGUAUUUUGUGAUGACAGGGAAGACCUUAUUUAAUGCACCUUAAGUAAAGUGAGAUUCCACCCACCCCUUUAAUGAAAUAUAUGGAAAGAGCAAAAUAGCAUUGUUGAAAUGAAGGGGACAAGUGUAGUAUCUUGUGCUGUUUUAUUGUGUAUACUCAUUCAUGAAUAACUAAAAUUAUGUUCUAAAAAAAAAAAAGAAUAAAAUAAAAAUCACAUGACUUGGAGCGAUGGAGCACCUGUCUGUCCCCAUGCCUUUUCUCUGUUUUCUUCUAAAGGUCGACCCAUUUGAAUCCUUAAAGCACAUUCAAUGUUUGUUUACAGAUACUUCAUGGAUGUAUAUUUUGUAUAUUGUACUAUUAAUUUGCCAAAUCUAUGUGCUGCAUCACACAAAGUAAUAUGGUGAAUAGUAUAUGUAGCUUGUGCCUCAUCCUCCCAGCCAGGGCGUGCUGUAAAUGACUGUAAAGUCUAUGUGGUUGCCAGUUCAAAUCUGUGUAAAUUACCUGUCCGGUUCUGUAUGGUCUCUCGCUGUUUUUUUUUUUUUUUUGUUUUUGUUUUUUCCUUCCAUUUUUUUGUUGUGUUUCAUUUGAUUUUCAUUUUAUGUGUGUGAACUAGUAUUAGAUGAAUUUGCUUAUUUACAGUGUGUCUUUUAGGAUCUGUGCAAUAAAGAAGUGUUUGCAUUUUGUAUUUUGCCCAAGGAAAGCUCUAUGGAUGUCAUAGAUGUUGUAUAUUAAACAGAUAUUUAUACUUCUAAAGUUGCAUAACACUAAAAAUAAAAAGCAUGACAAAAUU